Messenger RNA from Durotheca rogersii, 976 nucleotides. RefSeq lists its product as uncharacterized. The transcript is spliced from 2 exons. NCBI's taxonomy places the organism in Eukaryota, Fungi, Ascomycota, Sordariomycetes, Xylariales, Xylariaceae. The record is from RefSeq and is a predicted model, not a curated record. The coding region runs from base 252 to 710 and encodes 152 amino acids.
GUCCGGUGGAGAAUAUAUAUCCCUUAUACCUAUGUACCCUUAUACCUAUAUAUCCUUUCUCCGCGGAUAUUCGCGCUUAUUUAGGACUUUCCUUUAGUAGGUCGCCGUACCGGCGACCUAGCUACCUAACUCGUAUAAUAUCUGCCUAAUAUUAUCCUCCUGACCUACGCGUUGGCCGUAGGGUACAUCCCCGUACGACAGGUAGGCUCGCUGCUGUCUCGAUACUUAAUAGCCUGGGGCAUAUUCAAUUUAUGUUAACGUGUAGUGAAUAUCCCAGGCUACCUUUAGAGAGCGGAAUGUUGGGUCGAUUAGUUAUUCUCUCAGCCCCUCAACCUCCCGCUAUCUUAUCUAGCCAGACGACUUCCCGUAAUCUCUCGUGCCCGUCUCCCAUUUUCGACCCCCAAUUCUCCCCCAACCGUGAAUCUACCUCCAAAGAAAUCUUUUACCCUCAAAGCAGCUACUGGGGCGUAUCUCUGAGCGCUGAUAGAUGGCCAACGAAACCAACCCGUGGUAUGCAGGAUUUGCUGGGCUCUUCUCCUUGCUUAUGCGGUGAUCCCCGACCUCGUCGUAUUAUCGGACGUUAUGGGAAGGUUCGGGAAUUUGCAACGGUCGUGUUCACAGUCGUUGCCCGGGCCUUUGGAGGGACUGGUAUUUUCAUUUUCCUCAGCAGGCGGUAUCCCCCGACUAGUUUCGCCUCGCGAACAGGAUGAACCGAUAUAGGUAGGUAUCAGGAGUUAUUCCACCUCCUAAUCUAAAUCUUGCUGAAGCUUUUUUUUGCUAUCCCACACGACGAGCGGGGCGUGCUGGAGCUGCUCUCUCGCUGUGAUGGCACGGCAUUAUUUACCCGCUGCGUAAUGACAUGGCCAAUAGGCCAACUAAUUUCGAGACACGACGCAAAACGCGUUAGGCCCCUGCUUCGACCAUGGCGGUGAUCCUGUCGCUCGGUCUGACUCACAUUCGUCCUCUGCCCUUUGGC